AUGGCAGGAGAGGUUUUCAACUACAUCUCUGAGACCUUCCUAACGUCAGACCUGACCAACUGGCUGAAAAAUGUCCUGGGUGGGAAAGUGGAUCCUUCAUCCAUGUUGACAAAGGGCAACUGGAAACCAGUAAACAAGGGCUACGAUUUCCUGAAGUUUAUUGACCUUGCAAAGAAAAAAAAGAAAAUGCUUGAGGAUAAAAAGAAGCCUAUGCCUGCUGACAAAAUGAAUGAAGUACCAGCUCCUGACAUGUUUGAGGAAAAGCUUAAGGAACGCCCCAUGGAGGAUAGUGAGGAUUCUGAUACUCGCCGCGACCUGUUUGACCUUCAAAAUUCCCGACUGUACCACCAGGCACCUGGUAGGACCACUCACAAACAUGAGGAACAUGGCCCCAAGGGCAAGCCCCCUGGCGAGGAUGAGAACAAUAAUGAUAUUAAGAAACAGCCGCCAAAAGAUGCGCAUGAUGAAUUGUAAUUUGUUCGCAUGAAAACAUCGCCAUGCUUUCAUGUUAUUCCUGCAGCUUGGUGUCAGUUAUCUGAAAGCUUAUUGUGGCUAAAAAGUGUUUCAUUUUAAUGUCAUUAAUAUAUAAAUUGAAUUGCAUAUUCUGUUGGUUUUUUAUUGGUGAAUAAAAUUGAGUUUGAUGAUUCC
This is a messenger RNA of Dreissena polymorpha, 648 nucleotides long. RefSeq lists its product as uncharacterized. The transcript is spliced from 4 exons. The coding region runs from base 1 to 474 and encodes 157 amino acids. The record is from RefSeq and is a predicted model, not a curated record. Lineage: Eukaryota; Metazoa; Mollusca; Bivalvia; Myida; Dreissenidae.